Messenger RNA from Pocillopora verrucosa, 5028 nucleotides. Lineage: Eukaryota; Metazoa; Cnidaria; Anthozoa; Scleractinia; Pocilloporidae. The record is from RefSeq and is a predicted model, not a curated record.
AUGAAGCGUAUCGGUUUGGAAGAUAUUACAAGUGGAAGACAAAGACCUACGAGAUCAGGAAGAAGAUUAUCUUUUUCUGUUGAAAGUCAAGGCUUUGUUGAUAAAAAAAGGGGACGCACAUUGUACGGACGCUCGCGGGCCUACAUUAAAGUCAAUGGAAGAGAUUACUCUCCACACAGGCGUGGUUUUAAUGUCGUUGUUGUCAACUACAAAACUGGUGAGGACGUGUAUUUUUACAGUUAUGAAGAAUAUUUUAAGUCCAAUAGUGAUAGUUAUGAUGUACAUCGUCCACGUUACAGAUUGGAAGGACGUAUCGAGGCAAGGCGAUCUUUUGACACUCAUGGCAGCAGGAAAGCAGCAAGGAGAUUCAAGCACUUUAUUUACAGAAUUAGGCGUGGGAGGAUUGUUUUAAUCGCCAUCCAAGAUGAAGCAUAUCGGUUUGGAAGAUAUUACAAGUACGUCUUCGGAAGGCUUCACAUCAACACACGCAGAAUAAGCCUCAGUUACAGAAGUAGUCUUGCCUUGAUCGGUUAUGUGGGUCGGCGUAGACCAUUCUGGCUUAGAUAUAUGAGUCGACCUCAAAGACGAGGCCCAAGUUACGCAAGGAUUCGCAUCAGAACAAGGGGUGGAAGACAAAGGCCUAGGGGAUCAGCAAGGAGAGUUAUCAGAUACCAUGGACGGCGCUGUGUGGUUAGGAGAAGAAGGAGAUAUGUUGUUCGCUUGGGCCGAAAGAAGAAGAUCAUUCGACGAUUUUUACGUAAAAUAAGAAUCAAGUUGUUACGAAAAUACAGGAAGAUAAAGCGCAUCAGUGGCCGUUGGAGGGUGCGUAUAAAGCGACGUUGGUGUAGGCUGCGAAAACGCCGUAGGGGCUGGUUUUAUCGUUUGCGGAGACGUUGGAAGAAAAUAAGACGCGUUAGACUGACCUGUCGUAUAAGAGGUCGACGACGCAGAGUUCGACGCCGACGAAGGAGAUGGCUUGUUCGAGUCAAAAGACGCUGGAGACGUUGCAAGCGUCGCGUCACGAGAUACAUCAGGUAUCGAAAGAAGAGAGUCAUCGUGCGGAGAGGUAGAGGAGGGUACCGUGUACAACUGAGAAACGGCAAAUAUGGAAAAACAAGGAGGUUCAGAAUUAUUUACCGCCGGUUCAUUAGAGUGAGAUUAGAAAGUCAAGGUUUUGUUGAUAAAAAAAGGGGACGCACAUUGCUCGGACGCUCGCGGGCCUACAUCAGAGUAAAUGGAAGAGAUUAUUCCCCACACCGGCGUGGUUUUAAUGUUGUUCUUGUUAACCGUAGAACUGGUCGGGUUUUCCGAAGGCGAAGUUUUGACACCCAUGGCAGCCGUUAUCAAGCAAAGAAAUUCAAGAAUUUUAUUUACGGAAUAAAAAGCGGCACGAUUGUGUUAGUUGCUAUCCAAGAUGAAGCAUAUCGAUUCGGAAGAUAUUACAAGUACGUCUUCAGAAGGCUUAAAAUCCACCCACGCAGAAUAAGAUUCGGUUUCAGAAGUAGUCUUGCCUUGAUCGGUUAUGUGGGUCGGCGCAAACCAUCUUGGCUUAGAUAUAUGAGUCGACCUCAAAGACGUGGCCCAAGUUCCUUGGUCUCUCGUAUCCCACUUGGCCGAGUUUCCGGAAGAAAGUACCGAAGAAUAAUAAGAAGGAAACGACGACGAGUCCGACGAAGAAAUCGUCGUAAAAGACGUCGAAGACGGAGAUAUCGAAGACAAAAAAUAAGGAGAAAGAGACGACGACGCAGGAGACGAAAACGGAGGACACUCGUUGUUUAUCACGGACGCCGUAAGCCGAUAAUAAGGAGGCCAAUAUUAGGGCUGACUUGGAAGAGAAGGGUUAGGCCUCUGCUUCGCUUGACAGUUUACGUCAGGGGCAGGUAUAGGCCACUCAAGCGAAAAGGUCGAUACUGGUAUACAUUCAUCAGCCCACGAUGGGUUAGAGUCAUCAGAGGAAAGAGUGUUUGGUAUUACCGUUCCCGAAAUCGCUGGCUCAAACUCAAACCUGUCAGGCUUUCGGCACGUGUUGGACGCAGGCGAUGCAGUAUACGACCUCGUGGACGUAAGCUGUACGCUCGCAUCGGGAGGCGUUACAAGCGUGUAAAAACGCGAUUCAUACGCUAUGUCCGUUUCAAAGGAAAAAGAUUUACAGUCAAGAGAAGAGGGAGGAAGGUUAUACUCAUCCGUAAAGGAAGACGGACUCGACCUCUGGCAGUAGUACGUUCCCGACGUUAUAGCCGCAAACUUUUGGUAAGGAGGAGAAGAAGGAGAUUGCGCAGAAUCAGACGUGGGCGGCGAAGAUUGCUCAGAAGAAUCAGGCGGUACUUCAAACGAAAGCGACGGGGACGAAGAGGUCGUCGAAUACAACGGUUCAUUAAAGUGAGAUUGGAAAGUCAAGGCUUUGUUGAUAAAGUAAGGGGACGCAAAUUGUACGGACGCUCGCGGGCCUACAUCAGAGUAAAUGGAAGAGAUUACUCUCUACACCGGCGUGGUUUUAAUGUUGUUCUUGUCAGCCGUAGAACUGGUCGGGUUUUCCGAAGGGUAAGUUUUGACACUCAUGGCAGCCGUAAUCAAGCAAAGAGAUUCAAGAACUUUAUUUACAGAAUCAGAAGCGGAGGAAAGUACAGUAUUCGGUUCCGAAGAAAAUGGUUGCCAAUGAGAAAGCGUCGGCAGAAUUUCAUCAAGCGUGGACGUCGAAGAUAUUCGAUAAAGAAACGAGGCAGGAAAUACUUCGUGAGAUAUCGAAAUAAGUGGAAACGAACGAAAUUGAAAUGGAAGAAGCGAUAUCGGAGAGGAAGGCGACGUUACAGGAUCCGUCGAAGACGACAAAAGAGGAGGCGGCUUCGACGACGUAGAAGACGGAAAAGGAGAAGGCGACGAAGGCGACGAAGGCGAAUCAAAAGGAAGCUCAGACGACGAAGAAGAGCAUCAAGGAUACGCUUUGGACGUAAAUAUCGCACAAUAAAAUAUCGCAGACAGUACGUCAUCCGAUACAACAAAAGAACAACUCGAUUACCUAAUUUCAACCGGCGUGGACUAACAAUCCGUGUAUUUAAACGACAGAGGCGAAUUUUCAGAGUGCGCAGACGAUGGUAUAUUAAGAUAGGACGAAGAACGGUUCGUGUUGUGCGACGUGGCCGCCGUCACGCUAUACGCUGGAAAAAAAAAUGGGUGUGGUUGAGAUGGAGAUUUAGAUUACGCUUUAAGGGCGUCACGCGGGUGAUUAGGUGUCGUGGAAGACGUUGGAGAAUCCGUGUAGGAAAACGCUUCAGACCUAUUAGAAAACGGAGAACACCCUACAUCAUAGCUGGACGGAGACGAUAUCCAGUGAAAAAAGCAAAAGGAGGAAGAUAUCGUAUAUGGGUGAAAACGAAAUGGAGUAGAGCAAAGAGAGUCAAACGACCGCGGCGAAGACGCAAACCAAAUUGGUACAAGCGAAUGAUUAAAAGAAGGCGACGAAGGCGAAGGAGACGACGUCGAAGACGUCGUAACCGACGUUAUAGGCGGAGACGAACCCGUCGUAAACAGCGACGCAGAAGACGAAGACGAAGACGAAUGAGACGAAAGAGACGACUGGGAGGCUGGAGGCGACGUAAAAUUAAUUUCAGGGGAAGGUUCCGUAUUUUGCGUACAUCUAGACCUCGAUUAAGUAUCAAAGUGAAAGGAAUCCGGUACAGAAUCCAUCUAGGUAGAAAGUUGAUGAAGAUCAGGUACGGCGGAAAAUAUAGGGAAGUGAUAUCCAGAGGGAAAUUACCGUACCUUAAGAUUGGAAAGACUUUAUACCGCAUCUACAUCCGCGGACGUUAUUGGAAUAUAAGAAGAGGGAGAAGAUUGCUCCGCUUACCAAGGGUUGCGAGGUACUAUUUCAUGAGAAAAUGGCGACAGGCGAAAUGUAGCGGGAAGAGACUAUACAUCAGGUACAUGCGGCGCUGGUUCCGUGUCCUAAGACAAAAGGGGUAUACCAUCCGCUAUCGUGGUAGAAAAUUAAGGGUGAAGAGGACACGUAAAGGAUACAAAGUACGCUUUGGAGGUCGCUAUGGAAAGGCUCGAAGAGCGAGGAAAAGAAGAACGAGGAGAAGAGGGCGCGGAAGACUUCGACGAAGAAGGGGAAGGCGAGUGAGGAGGAGGAGACGGUACGGACUAAGAAGGAGAGGACGGCGGGGAAGACGACGACGUGGAAGGAAGUACGGAUUACGACGUCGACGACGAAGAAGACGUGGUAGAAGGUACAGACUAAGAAGAAGAGGAAGACGUCGACGUGGAAGAAAAUAUAGAUUACGGCGUCGACGACGAAGAAGACGUGGUAGACGUUACAGGUUAAGGAGAUAUCGUGGACGAAGGCGUCGCCCAAGACUCUACUUCAAAGGACGUUACCGACGUUUGAGAAAGGGAGGAAAAGUAUGGUACGCGAAAAUUGGUGGACAUAGAUUCAGACUUCGCAGAACCGGUCGUCGAGUGAAAAUUUACUACAAGAAACGAUGGCGUCUAAGUAAUAAGCAACGCGGAAAGUGGUACAUCUGGUAUGGAAGAGGGUGGAAGCCUAUCGUGAGGCGUCGAGGCCACUGGUUUAUGAAAAUCCGUCGGCGCCUACAACGGCUAAGAAUGAAGGCGAAUCUGUUAAUGAUCAAGGUCAGACGGAUCUGGGCACGCAUGAUGAUGCUGAAGAGGCGGCUGUACGUUAAGGUCGGUCGUAAAUGGAAUCGAGUGGUUAAACGUCGAAUGUAUCGUAUACGCUAUCACGGCCGCAACCUGCUGGUCAAGAGGAAAGGAAAAAGCGCUUCUGUUCGAUAUCACGGACGUUGGUGUCGCAGGAGAAGGAUAGUGAAGAGACAACCUCGUCGCUUGUCGAGGAGACAAAGAAGGCGACUGCGAAGAAGGAGGAGGAGGCGGGCUAGGAGACGACGACGUCGGAGGAGAAGGCGAAGAAGGCGAAGAAGAAGACGUAGACGGAAGCUUAGGAGAUAUGGACGGCGACGACCACGACAAAGACCUAAAGACGCAACAGAAGAUGACGACGAGGAAGCGUAA